This is a messenger RNA of Cuscuta europaea, 801 nucleotides long. The record is from the annotation of a GenBank genome assembly. Lineage: Eukaryota; Viridiplantae; Streptophyta; Magnoliopsida; Solanales; Convolvulaceae.
AUAUAUAUCUUUAGUCAUAAAUAGUUCGCUUUAUUAAUCUGCAAAGACAAACAAACAAAUAGUAGUGAUUAUAUAUAUAAGGUAUGUACGUACGCAUGAUCGAUAGUAAUGGGCAACAACAUCCAUGGUGAGGGUAAAAGGAGUGCAUUAUUGGCGUUGGUCGCCGCCGUAAUGGCGACAAUUAUGAUGUGGUCAACGACGGCGUGUUCUGAACGCGCAGCGGCGCCUUCAGAGUAUCCGGCGGCGGUGCCUUUAGAUGGUGGACCGGGGGAGGAUGUGGCGAAAAUGGAUGACAACGAGCUGAAGGCGUUCGCUAAAGAGUUGAUGUCGUCGUCGUCGGGAUCUUCGGCGGAUGAGAGGCAAGUGAAGGGGGGGUUCGGGCAGGAGUUGAUAUCGUCCGAUGGCGGCACGGCAGGCGGAUGGGGGUUCAUCAGCGGCGGCGGCGUCGGCGGCGGCAUGAACGGGGACAACGUAGGCGGCGGCACGGAUGCAAAUAAUUGUUGGUACAGAUGCGCGUCGAGGGGCAUCAAUUAUUGUCGGACCAUACGGACCGCUUUUUUGCGGAAGGGCUGUCUGCAUGCGUCCGGGAAAGGUUGCAAUAUGUAUUGCGGGGGCCAACCUUGGUAAUUACGUAAUUAAUUAUUUAUUUUUUUAAGAUCAAAAUUAAUUAUUUCACACGAUUCCAUCACUUACAUGUGUCCAUGUUUUUCGACCUGUGACUUAACAUUUGCAUCUAUUUUGUAUUCCUCAUACAAAAAAUUGUUUCUUAUGAAUAAGCUAAGUAAUUAAACUUACAAGUUG